GGUGCGGUAAGGGUGGGCGUCUCGAUCAGCUCGGGAGGAAGGGGAAGAAAAAAAGUCCCGUGGAGGGGAAAUACGUGCCUAAAUCAAAACCAUUUGUCCUGCAACCGAGUCUGCAGCCCUAAGAUCACAGUUCUUAGGUCAGAAGUAGGAAGAAGAGUAAUUUUAAACCAAUCAUGUCGCAGCAACAACAAGACAACAUGGCCCUGGUCUUAAACUGUGGAGAACUGAAAGUGGAAAAGCGUCCAGUUCCAGAACUAUGUCCUGGCGAGGUUAUAUUGAAGAUAAAUUCUGUAGGGAUCUGCGGUACCGACAUCCAUUUCUGGCAAGAAGGAAAACUGGGAGACUUUGUUAUCAAGAAGCCCUUAGUUCUUGGGCAUGAAGCCUCGGGUACCGUGACUAAAGUCUCCUGUGGUGUGACUCAUCUGAAAGUAGGUGACAAGGUUUCCAUUGAGCCUGGUGUCCCCAGGGAGAAUGAUGAUUAUGUUAGAAUUGGACGUUACAACCUGACCCCAACAAGCUUCACAAGUGGUUUUCCUCCUGAUGAUGGGGCCAUGUGUCGACUUUAUGCCCACAAAGCCAACUACUGCUACAAACUCCCUGAGUGUGUGACCUUAGAAGAAGGUGCUUUGGUUGAACCUCUCUGUGUUGCACUUCACGCCUGCUACAGAGGACGAGUUAAAGUGGGUCACAAGGUGUUCAUCUGUGGAGCUGGACCAAUUGGCCUGUUGACUUUGCUUGCUUGCAAGGCUAUAGGAGUGACUAUGACCGUAGUCUGUGAUUUGUGCCAGGACCGCUUGGAGAAGGCGAAGUGCUUGGGGGCCACCAUUGUCUUGAAAGUUGACAAGUGCACAUGUCCCAUGGAAUUGGCCCAGAAGGUGAAGACUUCUCUUUGUGCCAUGCCUGAUGUGUGCAUUGAUUGCACUGGGGCCGAUACUUGUAUCCAGGCUGGUGUCUAUGCUGUCAAACCUGGUGGAAUUGUUGUAUUGGUCGGCCUAGGAACAAGCACAUCCAAUAUUCCUGUAUUAAAUGCAACAAUCAGAGAGGUGGAUAUCCGUGGCAGCUUUAAAUACACAAACACAUAUCCUACUGCAAUCGCCUUGAUAGCUUCAAAGAAGGUGGACGUAAAGCCCCUAAUCACACAUCGUUUCCCACUGGAGCAGGCUCCUGAAGCAUUUGAGGUCGUAAAGAAAGGCACUGGGAUCAAAGUUCUUGUGAACUGUGAACAGCAGCAGCAGCAGCAGUGCCCAUCACUCUGCCCGCCACAGUGCCAACAGCCACAAAACCAAUGCCAAACAAAGCAGUGCCCCCAGCAUAGCUUCUUCUGAUAGAGGAGUCUCCACCCACUUUCAUUUUUCACUACUGUCUAAGUUACCUUUCAGAACCGGACUUGAACACCGCAGUGUAACUCUUCCAGACAAACAGUCCUUCAGCAAUAAACACUGAGUAUAACUGUGCUACA
Molecule: messenger RNA, 1459 nt
Organism: Hypanus sabinus (Atlantic stingray)
Lineage: Eukaryota; Metazoa; Chordata; Chondrichthyes; Myliobatiformes; Dasyatidae
Product: sorbitol dehydrogenase-like
Exons: 9
Coding region: 174-1325 (383 amino acids)
Biological process (GO): D-sorbitol catabolic process
Molecular function (GO): L-iditol 2-dehydrogenase (NAD+) activity
Source: RefSeq, a predicted model, not a curated record